Messenger RNA from Peromyscus leucopus (white-footed mouse), 6365 nucleotides. RefSeq lists its product as uncharacterized. The record is from RefSeq and is a predicted model, not a curated record. Gene Ontology annotation, biological process: virion assembly; proteolysis; DNA integration. Gene Ontology annotation, molecular function: RNA-DNA hybrid ribonuclease activity; aspartic-type endopeptidase activity; nucleic acid binding. NCBI's taxonomy places the organism in Eukaryota, Metazoa, Chordata, Mammalia, Rodentia, Cricetidae.
CCCCUGCCUGAGCAAAAACCACAGCUCUUGCAGGUACAAAGCUUGCCCACAGCCCUGCCGCCUUGCGAAAAAUAGGCUGUUCUGCAAAAGCCACGAGAUGUACUCAAGAUUUCUCAGAAACUGCUGUUACCCACCCAAAACCCCCCAGACCCCCAAGACUCAGCUAGGUGUCUGAACCCCGAGUAACCCCUCUACCCCACCCGUAUGAAACUGCCCUAUAAAAAGCCUAUAAGCUGGAGCUUUGGGGUCUUCAGUCCUCAGCUUGACUGUUGACCUGUGUGCACACGUACAAUAAACUGCUUCUGAGUGACUCGAUAUCGGAGUGAAGCUUCUGUUGUCAGCGCCGACUCUAACAUUUUUGGAGGUCCCACCGAGAUAAUCAUCUUCACAUCUGGUGGUGAGUCGGCUUGGGAGGGUGAGCAGCUGUCCGGGCUGCCCGUGAGGACACCCGGACAGUGGGGGACAGACGUGUCCAGAACCCACAGGCUGCAACUCUGGAGGACGCUCUAGAGUGUGGGGACCCUGUAAAAGGGACCCCUUCAGAUACCCUUUUGCCUAGGAGACUUUUUAAGAGGCCCGGGCCAGUAGAUCAUCUUUUGGUUUCAUUUUCUAUACCAUUUUGCCGGCUUGUCCUGUCUCUGUGUGUUGUGAGUUUGUUCGUGUCAUUCGGUGUUUUGUUUUGCCUGUUCGGUAUGGGCCAGACUGCCUCUACACCCCUUUCUCUUACCCUCGCCCACUGGUCAGAAGUAACGGCCCGAGCCUCAAACCUAGCGGUUCGAGUGAAGAAAGGGAAGUGGCAGACUUUCUGUUCAUCUGAGUGGCCCACCUUUGGUGGGUGGCCCGCUGAUGGCACUUUUGAUCUGAAUGUUAUUAGGGCAGUUAAACAGAAGAUUUUUGUUCCAGGUACCCAUGGACACCCGGACCAGCAAGCCUACAUCUGGGUCUGGGAGGACUUGGUGCUAGACCCACCUAAGUGGGUCCGGUCUCUCCAGGCCAACUCAUCUGCACCACCUACUGACCAAGCCCCCCUCCUUCUAACCAAAACCCCUGAACCACCUAAGCCUUCUCCGUUAACCCCGACACCUGCACCCCUGCCAGAGUCGCAGGUUGACCUCAUUUCUCUUGAUCUAGAUCCCCUGCCGCCCUACAGACCGCCACCACAGCCAGCUGGGGCAGAAUCCGAACCGGCUCUGGUCUCCCCCUCAGGGCCGGCAAAGGAGGAUCCCACCCGACUAACUGGGCUCCUUGAGUCCAUUAUGUAUUCCCACCAGCCUACUUGGGACGAUUGUCAGCAACUUCUGGGGGUCCUUUUCACCACAGAAGAAAGGGAACACAUCCUCCUAGAAGCUAGGAAGUUGGUCCCUGGACCAGACGGACGGCCAACCCAGCUCCCCAAUCUCAUUGAUGAGUGUUUCCCCUUGAGACGUCCGGCCUGGGACCCGAACACUCCAGAAGGUAGGGAGCAUCUGUCCCUCUAUCGCCAGACUCUAAUGGCGGGUCUCCGUGCAGCGGCCAGAAGGCCCACUAAUUUGGCUAAGGUAGGUGAGGUUCUUCAAGGGCCUGAAGAAACCCCCUCUGUCUUUCUUGAGAGACUCAUGGAGGCAUAUAAAAGGUAUACCCCCUUUGACCCACAGUCAGAGGAAUUGAGGGGAGCAGUAAGCAUGGCCUUUAUAGGACAGUCCGCCACAGAUAUACGGCGGAAGUUGCAGAGAUUAGAUGGAUUGCAAGGGCUGAGCCUGAGAGAUCUGGUUAAGGAGGCAGAGAAGGUCUACUAUAAACGAGAGACUGCGGAAGAAAAAGAGAUUCGACUGGAAAAAGAAAGAGAAAAAAAAAAAAAAAAAAAAACACGACAAAAACGCCAGAAUCGGGAUUUGACACGGAUUCUUGCAGCCGCGGUAAGAGACGGGCCGGGGCCACGGGGACGACGAGGAAGAGGAGGCCGGGGAGGCCGCUCUCCUCUGGGACCAAACCAAUGCGCCUACUGUAAAGAGGAAGGUCACUGGGCCAGAGAAUGCCCAAAGAAGUCAAAAGGGCGAGGUCGACAGGUCCUUGCCCUUGAAGACUGAGGGAGUCAGGGUUCGGAUCCCCUCCCCGAGCUCCGGGUAACUUUUGAAGUGGAGGGGACCCCAGUGGACUUUGAGGUGGACACAGGGGCAGUCUACUCAGCCAUCCAGCAUCCGCUGGGGCCUCUAUCUACCCGAAAGUCACUGGUUCAAGGAGCGAAUGGAAGCAGAGAGAGACCCUGGACCACCCAGAGAACAGUCAACUUGGGAAAAGGUACUGUACAGCAUUCCUUCCUAGUCCUGCCUGACUGUCCGGCGCCGCUUUUGGGCAGAGACUUCCUGACAAAAUUGGGAGCUCAAAUCUCCUUUACCGCUCGGGGCCCAGAAUUAAAAUUUGCACACCCAAAAGUGGGGGACCUCCAUCUCCUCACAUUAGAACUCCCAGCCACUGAGGAGUAUCGGUUGUAUGGAGCAGCAGCUAAAGCCUCUGUAACUACUGUCUCCCCGAACAAUGAGGGAUGGAUCCACAGGUUUCCUAAUGCGUGGGCAGAGACAGGGGGCCUUGGACUGGCUAAAGAACAACCUCCGGUGGUUGUCACCCUUAAGCCCACCGCAGUGCCCAUGCGUGUAAGACAAUACUCGCUCAGUCGAGAAGCCCGGGAAGGCAUAAAACCCCACAUCAGGAGGUUUCUGGAACUGGGCAUUCUGAAACCAUGCCAGUCAGAGUGGAACACUCCACUCCUACCGGUAAAAAAGCCAGGAACAAAUGACUACAGACCGGUCCAGGAUCUGAGGGAAGUAAACUCCCGGGUGAUAGACAUUCACCCUACAGUGCCCAACCCCUACAAUCUCCUGAGUACCUUGCCUCCAGAGCGCAAUUGGUACACUGUUCUGGAUUUGAAAGAUGCCUUAUUCUGCCUACCCCUCCACCCAGAUUCCCCAAAGCUCUUUGCUUUUGAAUGGUCAGACCCUGAGGAAGGGAGAACAGGGCAGCUAACAUGGACUAGACUUCCGCAAGGAUUUAAGAACUCCCCAACAAUCUUUGAUGAGGCCCUACACCGAGACCUUCGGAGGUAUCGAGAGACCUCCCCUGAUGUCAUUCUCCUCCAGUAUGUAGAUGAUUUACUCCUGGCAACUGAAACUCAGAACACCUGCAAACUUGGGACUGAAAAACUUCUAGAUACCCUGGCUAGCCUGGGGUACAGGGCAUCUGCCAAAAAGGCGCAGAUCUGUAAAAAAAAAGGCACCUUCCUCGGUUACUCCUUGGAAGGAGGAAAGAGAUGGCUCACAGAUGCCCGGAAGCAAACCGUGGCCAGCAUACCAACUCCAACAGAUCGCCGGCAGUUACUCGAAUUCCUGGGCGCAGCUGGGUUCUGCAGACUCUGGAUUCCAGGGUUCGCUGCCAUAACAGAGCCUUUCUAUCCCUUAUUAAAAGAAAAGACCCCUUUUGUCUGGCAGGAGGAGCACCAGCUCGCAUUUGAGAAACUGAAGAAGACACUCCUGUCAGCCCCGGCGCUUGCUCUCCCGGAUGUGAGUAAACCCUUCACCCUGUACUUACAUGAGAAGGGUGGGGUGGCUGUCGGCAUCCUAGUGCAAGCCCUUGGUCCAUGGAAAAGACCGACUGCCUAUCUAUCAAAGCGGCUUGAUCCUGUAGCCAGGGGAUGGCCGACCUGCCUCUGGGCAGUGGCAGCAGCCGCCAUGCUGGUGAGGGACGCAGAUAAAUUAACUCUGGGACAGCAUCUGACUAUUAUAGCUCCCCACGCAUUGGAGAGCAUUGUCCGCCAGCCGCCGGACCGAUGGCUCAGUAAUGCUCGAGCCACAUACUAUCAGACAACUCUCCUGGACCGGGACCGCAUCACUUUCGGGCCCCCAUCCGUCCUUAACCCAGCCACCCUCCUCCCAGUUGCCCAACAAGAAGAGGAGGGAGAGCCAGUGCAUGACUGUGGUGCCAUCCUGGCAGAGGAAACUGGGGUCCGGACAGAUUUAACGGACCAACCACUGGCCAACCCGGACCUGAUAUGGUAUACAGAUGGCAGCAGUUUCCUAAAUGAGGGGCAGCGGAAGGCGGGAGCGGCAGUGAUGGACAAAAAUAAGGUCAUCUGGUCUAGCAGCCUCCCAGAGGGGACCUCGGCUCAAAAAGCUGAAUUGAUUGCGCUCACCCAAGCCCUCACCAUGGCAGCGGGUAAGCGAGCCACCAUCUACACAGAUAGCCGGUAUGCAUUUGCAACCGCGCAUGUGCAUGGGGCCAUAUACAGGGAGAGGGGACUAUUAACAUCGGCAGGAAAAGAAAUUAAAAAUAAAAAAGAAAUCGAGGCGUUACUAGAUGCCGUCAUGCUGCCUCGUGAGCUGGCCAUCGUACAUUGCCCAGGACACCAGAAGGGCGACUCCCCAGUUGCAGUUGGGAACCGGAGGGCUGACCAAGAAGCAAGGGAGGCAGCUCUCCGAGGCCAGGCAGUCCAUCUGACACCCCCUAAAAGCCCAGUCUCUGAAGAGCCCCUGGCCCCUGAGACUCUGAAGGACACUUUGGAACGAAUCCACAAGCUGACCCAUCUGGGUAGCCAGAAGUUAGUCCAACUCACAGCAGAGAAUAAAACCCACUCCCCGUCUGAAAGGAAGCGGAUGGCAGAGGAAGUGGUGGCAGGCUGCCAAGCCUGCCAGCAGGUUAAUGCAUACCCUGGUCGGUUGGCUCCUGGAAAGAGACUACGAGGGAGUCGACCGGGCCAACACUGGGAAGUGGACUUUACUGAAAUACGGCCAGCUAAAUAUGGCCUAAGGUAUUUACUGCUGUUUGUAGACACAUUCACAGGAUGGGUGGAGUGCUACCCCACCAAAAAGGAGACUGCAGCUGUGGUUGCCAAGAAAAUUUUGGAGGAAAUCUUCCCAGGAUUCGGACUGCCUCAGGUAAUCGGGUCAGAUAAUGGCCCGGCAUUCGUGGCUCAGGUAAGUCAGGGACUGGCCAAGGUACUGGGGAUUGAUUGGAAACUGCAUUGUGCAUACAGACCCCAGAGUUCCGGACAGGUAGAAAGAAUGAAUAGAACAAUUAAGGAGACCCUAACCAAAUUGACCAUGGAGACUGGCUCUAGAGAUUGGACGAUGCUCCUACCAUAUGCCCUCUUUAGGGCUAGGAAUACCCCUUCCCUUAAAGGCUUAACCCCAUUUGAAUUGCUCUUUGGUUGUGCACCCCCAGUUAAGAACCUGACCUUCCAACAAGGGGAAAUCAUGCCUUCCUUCCUAUCUGACAGACUGCAAGCUUUGGCGGUCGUCCAGCACACCCUGUGGAAACAGUUGUCUGCCGCGUACCAACCCAGUAGAGAUGGCCCUGCCCACCGGUUCCAUGUAGGGGACUUUGUGUAUGUCCGCCGGCACCAGCAUCAGACCUUGGAACCUCGGUGGAAGGGUCCCUAUCAAGUCUUGUUGACCACCCCGACGGCAGUUAAAGUAGAUGGAAUUGCUGUGUGGAUUCAUGGCUCCCAUCUCAAGCCAGCUCCUGCUCCGGACAUGGAUUUGGACUGGACUGUGGAGCGGACUGAUAAUCCUCUCAAGCUCCGGAUCCGACAACCUGACCUUUGCCACUUGUUGGCUGGGGCAGAAGACUUUGACAUCCCCACCACUGACCCGGCCAACCCAAGUGAACCAGAAGUAUGCACCCAAAGUGGACGCUGCCCCUGUUCACGUUACCCAGCAGGGUGCAGAGACCCAAGGGCCCGAGCAGCCCUAAGAAAGAGACCAUUCUAUGUAUGUCCAAGGGACGGGAGGAGUAGGGCACAGGCGCGCACUUGUGGGCAACAUGAAAGUUAUUAUUGUAAAGCCUGGGGAUGUAAAACUACAGGGGAUGCUUGGUGGAAGCCGAGCUCAUCCUGGGAUCUGAUACAAGUAAAGAGGGAGGCAAGUGGAGAUGAACCUCCACUGUCACAAGAUUACUGCCAGAGCAAACCUAAGACGGUCACAACCCUAUGGUAUGGGUCAGGACCGUGUACAGCAUUUGCCUGCAACCCCUUGAACAUCACAUUCACCCAGACCGGAAAAGCAUCAAGGGAUUGGAUAAAGGGUAGACUAUGGGGCCUGAGGGUGUAUCACCAAACGGCCUAUGAUCCAGGAGUCCUGUUCAAAAUCAGGUUAAUGAUAAAUGUAGACCCUCAACCAGUAGGCCCUAAUAAAGUGUUGCAGGACCAGAGAGCCCCUCCUCCCAAGAAAAACAAACAGGAGCCCCUAAGACAGGAUCCCCCACCUAACCCAACCCAUCAAAACCCCUCCACUUUCCCACUGACCACUCUGGCUGUUGCAGAUCCCACCCUACCUGGGUCAAGGGAACGGUUGAUAGACCUGGUUGAAGGGGGGUAUCAGGCCCUCAACUCCACUUAG